UGGAGAUGUUCCUAGAGAUCAAAUACAACAGUGGCUCAAAACAAACUUGAGAAAAAUCUCUUUUUAAAUGUCUUUUUAAUUUUAAAAUAAAAAUAUAUUAACGCCACUCAUGAAUCGACAUCCCCGAAUAUGGCUAGCUCAGCUAGGAAUCCAUCAUCUAACUUUCUUUGUGUCAAAAGUAGACAAACAAUAAAAAAAUCAAAUUAAAUAAAAAGACAAAAGAAACAACCAAACAAGCCCUUCAUAUAAAUAUAAUACUUAGAAGCAAUACAUUACAUCCAAUUCAAAGUACUCAACAUGGGAAGGUUCCCUUUUUUCUUGUCUCUCCUACCCUUUCUCUCUCUUACUGUCAUCUUCCUCAGCACCACCAUAACACCACCAAACCCUGCGGCGGCGCUUCCACUCUCCACCGAUUCAUGGUGGAUCGUCGAUGAAAUAGGGCGGCGCGUGAAGCUCUCAUGUGUGAGUUGGCCUUCGCAUCUCGAGGCCGUGGUGGCAGAGGGACUUAGCAAACAACCCAUUAAUUCAAUCUCAAAGAAGAUUGUGUCAAUGGGAUUCAACUGUGUUAGUGUCACUUGGCCUAUUUUCUUGGCAACCAAUGAUUCAUUGGCUAGCACAACUGUUAGACACUCUUUUAUGAACCUUGGGUUGAUUGAUUCCAUUGCUGGUUUUCAAGCCAACAGCCCUUCUAUCAUUGAUCUCAGCCUUAUUAAUGCUUACCAGGCCGUGGUGUCAAACCUUGGGAAGAAUAAUGUAAUGUUGAUUUUGGACAAUCACAUAAGCAAGCCUGGUUGGUGUUGCAGCAAAUUCGACGGUAGUGGAUUCUUUGGUGACCAGUACUUCAAUCCUGACCUUUGGAUCAAAGGCCUGACCAUGAUGGCCACUUUGUUUAAGGGCACCACAAAUGUUGUUGGGAUGAGCUUGAGGAAUGAACUUCGUGGCCCCAAACAGAAUGUCAAUGAUUGGUACAGGUACAUGCAAAAAGGAGCAGAAGCAGUUCAUGCAAUAAACCCAGAUGUUCUUGUCAUUCUCUCUAGAUUGACUUUCGACAAAUAUUUAUCCUUUCUCAUCAAACAUCCGGUAAGCCUAUCGUUCACCGGAAAGCUAGUAUUCGAGGUGCAUUGGUAUGGGUUUUCUGAUGGAUUGCCAUGGAAAAGGGGCAACCCAAACCACGUUUGUGGGCGAGUCAUGCAUCAAUUUAUGAGGAAGGCGGGGUUUGUGUUGGAGCAAGGGUACCCCUUGUUUCUGAGUGAGUUUGGGGUAGACCUAAGGGGUACAGAUGUCAUUGACAAUAGGUACCUAAAUUGUUUGUUGCGUGUGGCAGCUAAACUUGACUUUGACUGCGCUUUGUGGACUCUUGCUGGGAGUUACUAUUUGAAAGAAGAGGUGAGUGAGUUCGACGAGGUUUAUGGGUUGUUCAAUUGGAAUUGGUCUGAGGCUAGGAAUUCAAGCUUCUUGGACAGGAUCUCUGGCAUCCAAUUACCCUUUCAAGGUAUUGAAUUCAUGACUUUUUUUAGAAAUAUAUAUAUUAUUUUUGGAGCACCACAGUUUGGACCAAUACAACAACCAGGCCAACCAGGAGCCAAACAACAUAAAGUAAUAUUCCACCCACUAACCGGUCAAUGUCUCCAAAGAAAAUCACUAUUGGAGCCAUUGAAUCUAGAUCCAUGCACAGACUCUGAGGCUUGGAUCUACAACACACAGCAAAAAACAAUAACCAUAAAAGGAACUUAUUUCUGUUUACAAGCAGAUGGGCUAAACAAACCAGUCAAGCUUGGUGUGAUUUGGAGUGGCUCAACUUCAAAAUGGGAGCCCAUCUCAGACUCUAAUAUGCACCUCUCAUCCAAGCUUGCCCGCCACGGCGCCCACGUGUGCUUGGAUGUGGACCCCAAUAACAAUACUAUCGUCACGAAUACUUGUAAAUGCUUAAAAAUACGUCAUAAGUGCGACCCUGCAAGUCAGCGGUUCAAAAUUGUUAAUAUUACUAGAAGUUUGAAUCUGACCACGCCUUUCCCUCGAUUCAACUCAGUGUUGGACUUCUUCAGAAAGAACAUGCUUGGGAGUCUCGUAGUUUUAGCAUGAGAUAGAGAAGAUAGUGAUGUAUUUAUACAUACGUAAGAAAUAUGUGAAAAGAAUAAGAGUAUUGUUAUUCGGGUCUCGUUUGGGAACAUGCUAAUUUAGUAACUUUUUGGCUAUUUAGCUAAAAUAUGAGCCUAAAAAAACUAGUAUGUUUGGGAUGACUUUUGACUUUUUAU
Messenger RNA from Camellia sinensis, 2255 nucleotides. The record is from RefSeq and is a predicted model, not a curated record. NCBI's taxonomy places the organism in Eukaryota, Viridiplantae, Streptophyta, Magnoliopsida, Ericales, Theaceae.